Molecule: messenger RNA, 3935 nt
Organism: Chanos chanos (milkfish)
Lineage: Eukaryota; Metazoa; Chordata; Actinopteri; Gonorynchiformes; Chanidae
Gene: smc3
Product: structural maintenance of chromosomes 3
Exons: 29
Coding region: 131-3784 (1217 amino acids)
Biological process (GO): chromosome organization
Cellular component (GO): chromosome
Molecular function (GO): ATP hydrolysis activity; protein binding; ATP binding
Source: RefSeq, a predicted model, not a curated record
AGUUUUAAAUUUUGAUUAACUGUCCAUAUUACUGAGAUUUUAAACUAUCCUAUCCUUCUUCCCUUUUGUGGAGGAGGUGGGUGUUUGAUUUGGACUUUAAUUGCUGAGGAAAGUUUCUGCAGAACCGACCAUGUACAUUAAACAGGUCAUUAUCCAGGGGUUCAGAAGUUACAGGGAUCAGACAGUAGUCGAUCCAUUCAGUUCAAAACACAAUGUCAUUGUCGGACGAAAUGGAUCAGGAAAAAGUAACUUCUUUUACGCCAUUCAGUUUGUGCUCAGUGAUGAGUUCAGUCAUCUUCGUCCAGAGCAACGGCUGGCCCUGCUGCAUGAAGGCACUGGUCCUCGGGUUAUUUCAGCGUUUGUGGAGAUUAUAUUUGACAAUUCUGACAACAGGCUGCCGAUCGACAAAGAAGAAGUUUCGUUGCGCAGAGUGAUUGGUGCUAAAAAGGACCAGUAUUUCCUGGAUAAGAAGAUGGUGACUAAGAACGAUGUCAUGAACCUGCUGGAAAGCGCUGGCUUCUCUCGCAGCAACCCUUACUACAUUGUUAAGCAGGGAAAGAUCAACCAAAUGGCCACAGCUCCGGACUCCCAGAGGCUGAAAUUGCUCAGAGAGGUGGCAGGCACCAGGGUCUAUGAUGAACGUAAAGAAGAAAGUAUCUCUCUCAUGAAAGAGACAGAGGGGAAGAGAGAGAAGAUUAAUGAACUGCUGAAGUACAUAGAGGAGAGGCUACACACCCUGGAGGAUGAGAAGGAGGAACUGGCUCAGUAUCAGAAAUGGGACAAGAUGAGGAGAGCCCUGGAGUACACCAUCUACAACCAGGAGCUCAACGAGACCCGCGCCAAACUGGACGAGUUGUCUACUAAGCGUGAGACUUGUGGGGAUAAGUCCAGGCAGCUGCGUGAUGCCCAGCAAGAUGCCAGAGACAAAGUGGAGGAAACGGAGCGUGUAGUGCGGGAGUUGAAGGCUAAGAUCUCUGCGAUGAAGGAGGAGAAAGAGCAGUUGAGUGCGGAGCGGCAGGAGCAGAUAAAGCAGAGGACCAAGCUAGAGCUGAAGGCCAAAGAUCUGCAGGAUGAGCUGGCAGGCAACAGCGAACAGAGGAAACGACUGCUGAAAGAGCGUCAGAAGCUUCUAGAGAAGAUAGAGGAGAAACAGAAGGAGCUGCAGGAGACAGAGCCCAAAUUCAACACUGUGAAAGAGAAGGAGGAGAGAGGGAUUGCUAGACUCGCCCAGGCCACUCAGGAGAGAACCGACCUGUAUGCCAAACAAGGUCGAGGAAGUCAGUUCACGUCCAAGGAGGAGAGAGACAAGUGGAUUAAGAAAGAGCUCAAGUCUUUAGACCAAGCCAUUAAUGACAAGAAACGACAGAUCGCUGCCAUCCACAAAGACCUGGAGGACACCGAGGCUAACAAGGAGAGGAACCUUGAACAGUACAAUAAAUUGGAUCAAGAUUUGAACGAGGUGAAAACUCGUGUGGAGGAGCUGGACAGAAAGUAUUACGAAGUGAAGAAUAAGAAAGACGAGCUCCAGAGUGAAAGAAAUUACCUGUGGAGAGAGGAGAAUGCAGAGCAGCAGGCCCUGGCAGCCAAACGGGAGGAUUUGGAGAAGAAGCAGCAGCUCCUGAGAGCAGCUACAGGAAAGGCCAUUCUGAACGGCAUUGACAGCAUCAACAAGGUAUUAGAACACUUCCGUAGGAAAGGAAUCAACCAGCAUGUCAUCAGCGGUUACCAUGGCAUCGUCAUGAACAACUUUGAAUGUGAGCCAGCUUUUUAUACGUGCGUGGAGGUGACUGCAGGAACCAGGUUGUUUUAUCACAUCGUAGAGACUGAUGAAGUCAGCACUAAGAUCCUGAUGGAGUUCAAUAAGAUGAACUUGCCUGGUGAGGUCACUUUCCUCCCACUCAAUAAGCUGGACGUCAGGGACACUGCCUACCCUGAGACUAACGAUGCGAUUCCGAUGAUCAGCAAACUGCGAUACAGCCCGAACUUCGACAAAGCCUUCAAACACGUGUUUGGGAAAACCCUGAUCUGUCGCAGCAUGGAGGUGUCCACGCAGCUGGCCAGGGCUUUCACAAUGGACUGUAUCACUCUGGAGGGUGACCAGGUGAGCCAUCGUGGUGCUCUGACAGGCGGUUACUACGACACGCGGAAGUCUCGCCUGGAGCUGCAGAAGGACAUGAGGAAGGCGGAGGAGGAGCUAACGGAACUGGAGGCCAAACUCAACGAGAACCUGCGCAGGAACAUCGAACGCAUUAACAAUGAGAUCGACCAGCUGAUGAACCAGAUGCAGCAGAUAGAGACGCAGCAGAGGAAGUUUAAAGCCUCCAGAGACAGCAUCCUGUCUGAGAUGAAGAUGCUGAAAGAGAAAAGACAGCAGUCAGAGAAAACCUUCAUGCCAAAGCAACGCAGUCUCCAGAGCCUGGAGGCCAGUCUGCACGCUAUGGAGUCCACGCGGGAGUCUCUGAAAGCAGAGCUGGGCACAGACCUGCUGUCUCAGCUGAGCCUGGAGGAUCAGCGUCGCGUCGAUGACCUCAACGACGAGAUCCGUCAGCUCCAGCAGGAUAACAGGCAACUGCUGAACGAGAGAAUCAAACUGGAGGGUAUCAUGACAAGAGUGGAGACCUACCUCAACGAAAACCUGCGCAAACGACUCGAUCAAGUCGAACAGGAACUGAAUGAGUUGAGAGAGACAGAGGGAGGCACAGUUCUCACAGCGACCACAUCAGAGUUGGACGGCAUCAACAAACGGAUCAAAGACACCAUGGCUCGUUCAGAGGAUUUAGACGGGCUUAUCGAUAAGACGGAGAUCGAGAUCAAAGACCACCUGAAGAGCAUGGAUCGAUGGAAGACCAUCGAGAAAGAACAGAACGACGCCAUCAACCACGACACUAAGGAGCUGGAGAAGAUGACCAACAGACAGGGUAUGCUUCUGAAGAAGAAGGAGGAGUGUAUGAAGAAAAUCAGAGAGCUUGGCUCCUUGCCUCAGGAGGCUUUCGAGAAAUACCAGACCCUCACGCUCAAACAGCUCUUCAGGAAGCUGGAGCAGUGUAAUACUGAGCUGAAGAAAUACAGUCACGUCAACAAAAAGGCUCUGGACCAGUUUGUCAACUUCUCUGAGCAGAAGGAGAAGCUGAUUAAGAGACAGGAUGAACUGGACCGAGGGUACAACUCCAUCAUGGAACUCAUGAACGUUCUGGAGCUACGUAAAUACGAAGCCAUCCAACUCACAUUCAAACAGGUGUCUAAGAACUUCAGUGAGGUGUUCCAGAAGCUGGUCCCUGGGGGCAAGGCUACACUGGUGAUGAAGAAAGGUGACACUGAGGGCAGCCAAUCACAGGACGAAGGAGAGGGCGGGACCGACAGCGAGAAAGGCUCCGCCUCCCAGAGCAGUGUGCCCUCUGUCGACCAGUUCACUGGAGUUGGCAUCCGGGUGUCUUUCACAGGAAAACAGGGGGAGAUGAGGGAGAUGCAGCAGCUCUCAGGAGGACAGAAGUCUCUGGUGGCCCUGGCUCUCAUCUUUGCCAUUCAGAAGUGUGACCCUGCUCCCUUCUACCUGUUUGAUGAGAUCGACCAGGCUUUGGACGCCCAGCACCGCAAAGCCGUGUCUGAUAUGAUCGUCGAGUUGGCAGGACAUGCUCAGUUCAUCACCACAACAUUCAGACCUGAGCUCCUGGAGUCCGCAGACAAGUUCUACGGAGUCAAGUUCAGGAACAAGGUGAGUCACAUCGACGUGAUCUCAGCCGAACAAGCGAAGGACUUUGUGGAGGAUGACACCACUCAUGGAUAAGAACUCCUCCUCCUCCCCUCCCUCCUCUCUCUCCAGCGCUCUCCCCCUCCAGGAGCCUGCAUUUCUCCUCUCCAGCAGACUGCACCAUCUCUCACCUCUACAGCUUUUUUAUAUACUCCCUCGUUUCUGUCAUUCUUCUGAAUGAGACACA